GAAGGUACUCCAACUAAUUCGUUUCGCGCCAGCAAAGAAAGAAUCGUUCGUCCUCAGGUGCCGGACGCCAGUGUGCCAGCAGACAAUUUUGUUGUUGUUUUCUCUAUGAAAAGGCCGGGUGAUACUGAGAGAAAGAGAGAGAGAGAGAGAGAGAGAGAGUAGAUUUAAAUUUAUGUGUACCUGGGUCCGGUUCUUCAUUGAAUUAUAUCCGAAUCCUGAUUCAACUAGGGCCACAGCAUGAUCUACAGUUCAUCACCGCACCCCCAGAAUAGAUCUAUAGGAGCCUAUUUGAAAGAAGAUUCACAAGCGACAGAGAGUCCUGCAAAUGAGGGCGAAGGAUCGCACACUUUGUGCGAUCGUGCUCCAAGUGGCCUGGAGGAUAACAACAAAAGAUUCAUUGUCAAGGCCCGCAACUUUGGAAGGCAAUACGCUCAUUUGUAUGCUGUGAGACUUCUAGAAAUGAGAAAGAAAUUGACUGUUGCAGCCUCAAAAAAGUGGGGUUCAGAAAUACCACAGCGAAAGCUACACAGUCUAAAGACUGAUGAGCUCUGCAUUGUGAUUGGCACUCUGUUCAAGCAUAUGGAGCUCCAGCCAAGUAUUCUUAAAGAGAUAAGUGAAGAGCACAACUUGUUGCCACAGCCCAUUCAAAGUCGGUAUACAAAUGAAAACGAUAAGCUCAUUAUUGAGGAUGAGUUGCAACGGAUUUUCUUAGUUGGGCAUUUGGAUUGUAAGACUUCAGUGACAGGAACUGUUGUUGCUGUGUUAGGAAAAGAACCAGAAAAUGAACGGGGUAAAUUUUACGUUGAAGAUUACUGUUUCCAGGAUAUGCCUGGUCAGAUUCCACGUCCCAUAUGUGAGGAAGAAAGGUAUGUACUCUUUGCAAGUGGAUUUGAGCUGGGUGGCCGUGAGGAACGCACCUUCCAGAUGCAGCUGUUAGCAGACUUAGUGAGUGGUCAGCUUGGAGACCCUGAACAGCUGAAAGCUUCAGCUUCUAUUUGCCACGUGGUCAUAGCUGGAAACUCACUUAGUGAGUCUACACAGGAUAAGGACUCACUCAGCAAGGCAAAAUACUUGUCCAAGAAGACUUCAGCAGGCAGUGUAGAUGCUGUAAAAGCACUGGACAACUUCCUAAUGCAAUUUGUGACCAGUGUAGACGUUUCUGUUGUGCCUGGAAGUUUUGAUCCAUCAAACUACACAUUGCCUCAACAACCAUUUCACCGCUGCAUGUUACCAGAGUCUUCGAAGUUCAAAACCCUUCAUUGUCAGCCCAACCCUUGCGACAUUGCCAUUGAAGGCACAAGAGUCUUGGGUACAGCUGGGCAACCCCUUGAUGACAUCUGUCGAUACAGUGACAUUGAUGAUAGACUGCAGGCACUUGAGAAAACCUUGGAAUGGGGUCAUUUGGCUCCUACUGCCCCUGACACGCUAGGCUGCUAUCCAUUUAUGGACAAGGAUCCCUUCAUCCUGUCUGAAUGCCCUCACAUUUACUUUGCUGGUUGCCAGCCGGAGUUCAAAAGUAAAGUUGUGAAAGGGCCAGCGAAUCAAGAGGUCCUGUUACUGACGGUCCCCCGUUUCAGCCAAACAGGGACAGCUGUGCUGGUCAAUGUCAGAUCAAUGGAAGCUUUGCCCAUCAGCUUUUAUGGUCAUUUUCCUAUUGUUGAUGAAAGUGUCAGCCCGGAGGUAGAUAAGUGAUGUAGAUUACAAGUUACAAUCCAGGAUUCAGGCUUUUAUUUGCCUCAAUACUGUACAAAUCAUUGUUUCAGCCUUUAUUGAUACACAUUCAGCUUAUAGUUUUUCAGCAAGUUAAAGGAAAAGUUGCACGAUUGAACAGCUCCAUAGAUGUCCUCAACUUAAAUAAAACGGGGAAAAUUUCUGAUAAAAUUCACGAGCAAUGAGUUUAGUAUAUUUUAUAAUGUGAGAAAGUCUACUGGAUACUAAUUUUUCAACUUACUUGCUAGAAGUCUUCAAGGAGAAAGUGUCAGCUGGGGUUUUAACGUACACAGAUAGUUUCGUAGUUUUUACUUUCAUUGGACGUGAAAUAUGUUGAGUUUGCACCAAUGUAUUUCCAGACAAUGUCAGGAAAUGGGAAUAGACAAUUAUUUUUCUAUCAUCGUUGUGGUAGUAAUUGCUGUACCUACCAUAUGUUCCGCAAACCAGUUUUUCCACCUGUUGUGUCAGGGUUCACCUACUCCUGUACGUUGGUGUGCAGCUGGACCAAUAAUUGUAAAAAGGAUUACUUUGUAAUUGUUUUUGCAUAAUCUCCCUUUCCAACACCAUAUGUGUCAAGAAUGAACACAACUGUCCGUCUCAUUGGUCAUUGUAUAGAUUUGACACCCUUCUUGACACUACAUGUUAUUUAAGAGGCAGGACCUCCAAAGUUAACGUUCAUCUCUGAUAGAACCAAACAAAUUGCUCUAGAGCUUUAAAAAACUCCCCAAACAGCCCAUGUUCAAAGAACCAACGUGGAGAUUCAUUUGCUUGGAAGCCAGCAUGAUACCAACUGAGCUACAGAUGCGCCCAUGGCCUAUCUGAAUGUUCCACGAGAUCUUACAGGUUAAUAUCUUUUGCUUAUGUGUGUUCGGCUGUAGGUUAGUACAUAACUUUCUGAAUAAAAUGUUUUAUGAUUCAGGGACUUGACAGGAAUUGACAGUAGCUGGAUUUUUAAAAAUAUUCAGCAUUUGUCACUAAGUAGGCAAUAUGAACAAAAUGCAGUUUUGUUGUCUUGCAUAAUGCUCAAUGAAAAUUAUAAAUCAAAUAGUACGGGUGAAAUUUAGCGAGAGAAACAGAGAAUUGUGUUUUGUAGUUUUCUGCUUCACAACUGACUUCUUGGAUGCUGAUUUGUGUUUUGUUAAUGCCUUUAUCAUUGUUUUGCUUGAAGUUACAAUUAAAAGUUUUCUAAGAGAGGGAGAAGUCAGACAGAAAUUUUAGGACCUACAGUGUUUCCAGUUUUCGCAAAUGUUCCACAUGUGAAUUAAAACUCGCCUUACUUGGUCCUGUGUACAAACACCUAAUGACUCUUUUUGGAGAAUCAUGCCCAUUUCUCUCACUCAGGUUUUGUUUGACAGGUUAGUAGAAGCUCUGAGCAUUUUGUGAGUUAUUAGUUCUCCUUCUCUUGUCUCUCAAAGGUUUUUACUCUUGAAAAUAUUUUCAGGGUCAGCUUUGUAACCAUCACACGUUUUUUUGUUUUUUUUACAGUGGUAUGCUGUGGUUUGUUUCCAUAACAAUAGUGUAAGACAUAGUAACACAACUAUGUCUUUUUAUCUGUGUUAACUCCCUUUUGUCUGAACAUGGUUACCUGGUUUGUUGUUGGUGGCAGUCAAUUUUGUCUUCGUCAUCGGACCUAUGUGUUAUGGUUAUAUAGUAUAAAUACAUAUGUACAUUUGCAUCAAUGUUGACGUAACAUUUAUCAUUUGGGGAGGGGGCGUGUUACUCAGCGUCUGGUUUUGCAUGGUCAUAUUCCAGCCAAAAUAACCUAUGAUGUGUUAUUUGACUUCUUUGAUAUUUUUGUUUCUAAUGUAUGAAUAAAAUGAUUGUAUACCAUCA
Molecule: messenger RNA, 3543 nt
Organism: Aplysia californica (California sea hare)
Lineage: Eukaryota; Metazoa; Mollusca; Gastropoda; Aplysiida; Aplysiidae
Product: DNA polymerase delta subunit 2
Exons: 10
Coding region: 238-1692 (484 amino acids)
Biological process (GO): DNA replication; DNA strand elongation involved in DNA replication
Cellular component (GO): delta DNA polymerase complex
Molecular function (GO): DNA binding
Source: RefSeq, a predicted model, not a curated record